Molecule: messenger RNA, 2122 nt
Organism: Sinocyclocheilus rhinocerous
Lineage: Eukaryota; Metazoa; Chordata; Actinopteri; Cypriniformes; Cyprinidae
Product: E3 ubiquitin-protein ligase MARCH4-like
Exons: 4
Coding region: 649-1785 (378 amino acids)
Biological process (GO): protein ubiquitination
Molecular function (GO): zinc ion binding; ubiquitin-protein transferase activity
Source: RefSeq, a predicted model, not a curated record
UCAGUCACACGGAGCCACUCCGACACCGUUCAGCGGAACCCAAACUCACGGCGCGAUCGGAUUACAGAUCCCCGAUGAAUUGUCCUAAGGAAUCGCGCGAACACGACGCGAAAAGCUGCUGCAGAAUAACAUUUCCCCUUGAAGCGACCGAAGACAUGCGGCGUGCGCAAGAAGAAACAUCACCUGCAGAAACUAUCUAGGCUACCUGAAUGAUUUCACACCACUGAGGGAUGCUUUAACACAUGUGGCAUGCGCCUUUGAAGCUUUGCUUUGCAGGAGGACACAUAGAUCUCAAACCCACUGGAAUGAAUCGAUCUUAUGGCUUCUGACACCUGUUUACUGCCUUUUCAUUAUAAUUUUUUUAUCUAAUUCAGAAUGCAAUAUAGAUGUGCACUUAAAUAUUUCACAAAAGCAUCUUUGUUUCUCCGUUUAACUUGCAAUCAAUUUUAAGCAAAAUUCCAAAAAGUGCAAUGAACUUAAUGCAGGUUGCGACUUUAAUGCACCACUUAAGUUCUCAAUUGUAGCGUGUUGCAAUCGUUCCGGAUUACCAUGGCUUUCAUGCAUUCGCUUUUCACAGCCUAAACUAACAGGGAGUCUAUAACCGAGCACUAAUUGAUCCCGGACAGUCUCGAUUCUCCCCGUUCUUGGAUGCUGCGCGGUCAGGGCAUGCUGAAGAGCCGCUGUUGCGUUCUCUUCAGUGACCUCAAGGUGUUUCUGCUCGGGCCACAGGCUCCUACAAACCCCAUGAGCGGUGAAACGGCCAGAAUCAGCCCGUAUGCCUCGGAUAACAACAAUACCUUACGAGCCCACCGGCUCCGGCACUGGAGUACCCCGUCCACAGAGGACGCUGUCGGGCCGGAGGAGGCUGCGGAUGGAUCCGGGUGGACGGGUGCCGCGGCGGAGGAGUUCCCCAAGGACCGGAGGGAUGACAGAUUCUCCUUCAUCAGCUAUGCAGAAGGAACCCCGGUGUGCAGGAUAUGCUUCCAGGGGCCGGAACAGGGUGAGCUGCUGAGCCCGUGUCGCUGCAGCGGCUCCAUUCGCAGCACUCAUCAACCGUGUCUCAUCAAGUGGAUCAGUGAAAGAGGCUCGUGGACCUGUGAACUCUGUUACUACAAGUAUCAGGUGAUCGCCAUCAGCACCAAGAACCCGCUGCAGUGGCAAGCGAUUUCGCUCACCGUCAUAGAGAAGGUCCAGAUAGCGGCGGCGAUCUUGGGUUCGCUCUUCCUCAUCGCCAGUAUCUCGUGGCUGGUGUGGUCGUCUCUCAGCCCUUCGGCCAAGUGGCAACGGCAAGACCUGCUCUUCCAGAUCUGUUACGGGAUGUACGGCUUCAUGGACGUCAUCUGUAUCGCUCUAAUCGUCCACGAGGGCCCAUCCGUUUUCCGUAUAUUCCACCGCUGGCAGGCCGUCAAUCAGCAGUGGAAAGUUUUAAACUACGAUAAGAAGCGAGACAGUGAGGAGCUGAAGAAAAAUUCGCUGCUCCACCAGAGGGAGCCGGCAGGAGCGGACGUCUCUCCUUCACCGUCUUCACUCAUGGCUGCUGCUGGGACGCCGGCACUCGACGUGACCGACGGCACGACAAACACAAACAUCACAGCGGCCGCGCAGGACUCCUACCAGACUGACACUCUCGCUGACGGGCCAGCUUUACCGGACCAACACUGUCCCUAUAACCUCCUGCAUUUACUGAGUCAUCUACGGCCACACGAGCCACGCAGCCCAACCAGUAACAUCAGCACGAACACCACUAAACCUAGAGAAGUGGUUAUGAGAGUCACUACCGUCUGACUGGAGGCCUUAUGAUGGGACCCUCCAACUCUUUUCAGCACAGAGAAACAAUAAGCACAGUGUUGGAACUGUUGGAUUAUUUAUGACUUUUACAUGCUGACACUGAUAACAAACAAUGUGGGUUUUUAGUUGCAGAGGCUGAGAUCUUAAAAGCAGGUUGGACCGCUGAUUAAUUUAAAGGGACAGUUCACCCAAAAAUGGACAUUGUCAUUCUUUGAUGUUCUGAACAUGUAUCAUGUCAUUUUAUUUCCUGUGGAACACAAAAGAAGAAUUUAUGAAGAAUCUUCACACAUACAACAACAACUGAUCAAUGUCAGGCUCCAAAAAAGCACCAUAA